AUGGAGCAGGGGUGUGUGUCUGUCGGCGCGCGGAGGUCUGUGCGCGUGCCAACGGAAAGCCGAAGAGACGCCAGAUCAUCAAGAAGGAUUGCGGUCGAGGCGGGGGAUGGGACGGGGGGGGCGACGGAUGCGGACGAGGAGUCCUUCAACAGGCACUUCGCCUUGGAGACUCCACUGCAGCAGGCCGCGCGAACAUUGGAGUUCAUUCUGGAUAAAUACUCGCCAGAUCAAAGGACUCAAGAGAAACUGGAAAUGGUGCUUAACAUCAUCAGGAUUGAUUCACCAAAUGCAGAGCAGUCGCCACCUGCGAAAAACCUUAUUGUAUACAUGAAUCGCCUCCCAAAUUGCUCUUUCCAACCCAGCCAACCGGAGGACCUGAACAUGGUGACGAUCCAGAGCAUAAUGAACGCCGACCUAGACUCCUCCACUACCGAGUGGAUCGAGGCUCAACUGUCGGCGGGCUCGUCAUUAGGAGUGGCGAAUCCCACCGGGAUCGUGAAGUGGAACAGGCUCAGGGAGGGGCUGCAGGGCGUUGUCCAUCGGCUAGCGUCUGAGGUCGGGCGGGCGUACAACAUGGAGAAGGCGGCGGCGGGGAGAUCGAGGCGACAAUCUGCCAACAUCAACGUCAGCCAGCUCAUGGCCCUUCCUGGGGCGCGAAGUACCGGAAGGACCAAGCCAGGGGUGGGCUCCGUUCUGUACGAGAUAGACGAAAACAGCCAGAUGGACGAGGAAACAGAAGAUGAAGAACACGCCGAGCACGAGGCGCUUCUCGACUUGAUGCCGGUGUGGCCGGGAAUAGCACCGGAGGCGCAAAAGGCCCUGGUGGAUCACAUCACAACCCGACAUUUCCUGGACUGGGGGUUCGACGUCUUUAAGCUGGAGGAACUGUCGGGGGGGCAUGCGCUUUGGUACACGGGGACCCUAACGCUCUGCCACUACAACUUCGUUGGCGUCUUCAACAUCAACCCGGCGAACUUGUCCCGGUUCUUGACCCACGUGGAACAGAACUAUUGCUACGACCCCGCGGCUCCCAACCCGUACCACACUUCCGUUCACGCCGCCGACGUCACGCUCACCGUGGCGCAUUUUUGCGAGAACUCGAUAAUCGCUUCGGGAAUCAAAGCGUUGCAAGGCUUUGCCUUGCUCGUCUCAGCGAUCGUGCACGACUACCGACACAGGGGAGUGAACAACGGCUACUUGAUAAAGGUUAAGGACGCCCUAGCCACAAGGUACAACGACGGUUCGGUGCUGGAGAACUUCCACAUCUCGGAGGCCUUCAAGGUGCUGUAUCACGAGGAGACCAACAUCUUGGACGGACUAAGUGCCGAUGACGCGAGACAUUUCCGGCAACUUGUCAUCAAGAUAAUCCUGGCAACCGAUCUCGCUCGCGGAUUUGAGUACGUUGCUCGGUUUAAGGCGUCGACAACGUCGAAGGGGGGUAGGAGAGCUAGCAUCGUGCCCGACAUGGGGCGGGAGGGAACAUCGACACCGGGUUUGAUCGGGGCGCCGGGGAGCCCCGGGGGGGUGAUGGGCGCGCCGAAGGGAGGGGCAACGAAGGAUCCGCUCCAGGCACAGAUUCUGCUCAUGCAGAUGGUCAUAAAGGAGUUCCAUCGCCAAGGCGACCUAGAGGCGGAGAGAGGAGUGCCGGUGUCUCCGCUGUGCAGCCGCGAGGGGCACAACCAGGCCAAGAGCCAGUGCGACUUUGUCAAUUUUGUCGUGAGGCCGUGCGCGACGGUGUUUUCCGAGUUCUGCAAAGACAAGAUUUGGGUCACGACGCUCGAGAGCAACUACCGAAGGUGGUUGAGUAUGGCAUCUUGACAGUUUUUUGCAUUGCUUGGAUUGUGUGGC
This is a messenger RNA of Ectocarpus sp. CCAP 1310/34, 1848 nucleotides long. The record is from the annotation of a GenBank genome assembly. Lineage: Eukaryota; Phaeophyceae; Ectocarpales; Ectocarpaceae.